AUGAAAUAUGAGAAUUUUUUUUGUUUUUGUUUUCUUUUUCUUGUAAAUUUGUUACUCACUAAUGGAAAAGAUAAAAAAAAUGAGAGUACUAGUAAUUUAAUAAAAAAUGAUGGAGAAUAUUUUAAAAAAGAGAAAAAAGAAUUAAAUGAUAAAGACAUUUUUAUAAAUAAAGUAAUGGAAGAUGAAAAAGAAAAAAGAGAAGAAGAAAUUAAUAAAGAAAAAAUAAUAAAAGAAAAGGAUUCUCAAAACGAUGAAAUAAAUAAUAGUAAUGAACGUGAUGAGGAAAAGAAUGAUCAAAAUGAUGAAUACUUUAAUGUAGAUAUAGAAAAUCUAAGUUUAUUCCCUAAUCCAGAUGAAUUAUAUAAUUUUUUAAUAACAGAAAAAAAUAAGAUAAGUGAAGGUUACUUAAAUAAUAAAAUAUUUAAAAAUUUAAAAGGAUCAUUACAAAAUAAAAAAAUAACAAAAGAAAAUUUUCUCGAAUUAUAUAAAUCAGCAUUAAGUAACUUUGAUAUAGAUGGAUAUACUUUUUUAAUGAAGAAAAUAAUGCAGAAAGAAUACAAUCAAAGAUUUACUCAAAAAAUCAAAAAUUUAAAUGAGUCUUACGCCCAUUGUGAUAAAGGAAUAUAUGAAAAAAAUAAUCAGAAAAAGGAAAAAAAAAAAAAUGUAGAGAGAAAAAUAGUAUAUCCAGGAGGUCCAAUAAGAUCAACGUAUGGUAAUAAUUUAAGUAAAUGGAUGAAAGAUUCUUUAGAAGAUAUUGAAACACCUGAAUCCUUAAAAGAACCAGGUUUAGCUAACAUGGUUAUGCAAAGUUUAACCAUGGUUAAAGGAUUAAUUCAAUCAGUAGCUAGCUCAGUAGUAGAUAUUGUCCCUCCUUUAAUACCCCCACCUGUGUGGAUAAAUAGACCUUUACCAUGUCUACCAAUGGUUACAGGGAAAAAUUGUUUAGGUUCUGUUUUAUAUCCAAUAACAGCAGCAGAAUUUGUAACAGCUGAUAUAACAGAUUCUAUUAUGAAUGGAGUCAUUGCAAGCUUCCCGUCAAAAUAUGCAGUGAAAAUUGGAAAAACAUCAGAAACACAAUAUAGAAUAUGUGCAAUGGCUUAUUUAGGUAUGUAUUGUGCAUCAAUUUUCCCGAUUUGUUGGUUACCUAUUGGUCUAAGAGUUGCUGAAACAAUGCCUAUAUGUUUUCCUCAAUGUUUGGCUACUUUAAUUGCUUGUCCUGGUUUCUGGAUUGAUGACAUUGAGGGCCCAUGUAGUAGUGUUUCUGUACCUCCAUUUUGUUCUUUUUCUGUUUUUGUCAAUCAAAAAAUUGUUCCCCCUCAAUUAACUUCAUAUGAUGAUUCUCAUUCUUUUCCAGCUACUUGUCCAACUAAAGAUGAAAAAUAUGAUGUGCCUGAUGAUUUAUAUGAGCAUGAAAAGGUAUCAGAUCCUUUAUCCAAAGAAAUAGAUAAUUACUCGAAUGUGUCCUUGCCUACUUAUCCUGAUUUAAUCAGUAGUUUACAUGUUACAGAAACAAAAACAGAAGAAAUCCAAUCAUGUAAAUGUAUGACUAUUAUUGAUACAUGCAAACUUAAUUUUGCUUUACCAGUAAUUAAUAACAAUAAUCAUAUUUUUAAAAAAAAAUAUGAGACACCUAUUAAAUUAUCUAAUAUGCAAAAAAAAUGCUGUCAAAAAUGCAAACCCAUAUGGCAAAUUCUUUAUCCGAAAAAAAAAAUUAUCAAUUUAAAGGGGUCACCAGUAUAUCCAAGAAAUUCUAAACUAUUUUCAGAUAUCAUACAACAUUAA
Molecule: messenger RNA, 1782 nt
Organism: Plasmodium relictum
Lineage: Eukaryota; Apicomplexa; Aconoidasida; Haemosporida; Plasmodiidae
Product: conserved Plasmodium protein, unknown function
Exons: 1
Coding region: 1-1782 (593 amino acids)
Source: RefSeq, a predicted model, not a curated record